CAUGCAACACCACGCUCACUCCUCAACACAAAAAAGGCAAAUAUUUAAUCACCACCAAAGCCAUGCAGGCUGUGAAACCACGCGCCGCCAUGCUCGCAAGCCCCGGCAUGGGCCAUGUCAUCCCUGUGAUCGAGCUGGGCAAGCGUCUCGCCUCCGAUCAUGGCUUCCACGUCACCGUCUACGUCCUGGAAGCUGACGCGGCAUCAGCUCAGUCCCAGUUCCUGAACUCCGAGGAGGCCCUCGUCAACGUCGUUGGCAUUCCCUCGCCGGACAUCUCCGCCAUAGUCGACCCCUCGGCCCAUGUGGGUAUCAAGAUCGCGGCCAUGAUGCGAGAGACCGUACCGGCCCUCCGGUCAAAGAUCGAGGCGAUGCAACACAAACCAACGGCUCUCAUCGUGGACUUGUUCGGCACCGAGGCCCUACGUCUCGCCGACGAGUUCGACAUGUUGAAGUAUGUCUUGAUAGCUUCCAACGCUCGGUUCCUGGCGGUGGCUAUAUAUUUCCCAACGAUAGACGAAGCCAUGGAAAAAGAACACGUAAACCAGAGCAAACCGCUCGCAAUUCCGGGUUGUGAACCGGUUCGGUUUGAGGAUACACUCGACGCGUACCUCGACCGGACCAGCCCACUUUACCGCGAGAUGAUCGGUAUGGGUCAGGCUUUUACGACGUCAGAUGGUAUUUUGGUGAAUACAUGGGAGGAAAUGGAGCCCAAAUCGUUGAAAUCUCUGCAGGACCAUAAACUCCUCGGUCGGAUUGCCCGUGUACCGGUUUAUCCGAUCGGUCCGCUUUGCAGACCAGUCGAACCGUCGAAAAAUAGCCACCCGAUUUUGGACUGGUUAGACCAACAACCGGAUGAGUCGGUCCUUUACAUAUCAUUCGGGAGCGGCGGCUCAUUGUCGACCAAGCAGCUAACAGAGCUGGCUUGGGGUCUCGAACAGAGCCGACAACGUUUCGUCUGGGUGGUCCGACCACCUGUUGACGGCUCAGCGUUCAGCGCAUUUUUUGCGGUCAACAACGGCAGCGUUAGGGACGGAACGCCGGAAUAUCUCCCUGAAGGGUUCGUGACUCGCACGCGCGAUCGAGGCCUGGUGGUUCCAUCAUGGGCCCCGCAGGCCGAAGUCUUAGCCCACCGGUCCGUGGGCGGGUUCCUGACGCACUGCGGUUGGAACUCGACGCUAGAGAGCGUCGUGAGCGGCGUUCCGAUGAUCGCGUGGCCGCUCUUCGCCGAGCAGAUGAUGAACGCUGCCCUGCUGGAAGAUGAGCUCUGCGUAGCCGUCCGAUCUGAGAAGCUACCAUCGGACGGCGUGAUUUCAAGGACGGAGAUCGAAGCGAUGGUGAUGAAAGUGAUGGUGGAGGAAGGAGGGCAUGAGAUGCGGAGGAGGGUGAAGGAUCUCAUGAACACGGCGGCUAACUCGCUGAGCUAUGACGGCGGGUCGGCGCGUGACUCGCUUUCUAAACUCGCCAAAGAGUGCGAACUUCAUUUGGACCGUGUCACUGACAUGGCACGUGGUGCUUAGCGAUUGGCUGUUGUUGUACGGUUCUGUGUUGUUUUUAGCCGGUAAGUGGGUCGGAUCAGUGGGAUAUUGUCGUAACCGUGAACUGAUUAAGUAAAUAACCGGUUGUGGUGGUUACGGUAUCAUGUCCUGGCUGUUAUUAUCUAUGUAAUGUUUCAGUUGUAUGCUUUUGCAUGUUUAUUAUUUUUCUCGUGAUUUUAUGCGAUGGAAAUAAUAACAAUGUUUUAUCAUAUGAUAUUA
This is a messenger RNA of Tarenaya hassleriana, 1754 nucleotides long. Its product is annotated as UDP-glycosyltransferase 72E1. Gene Ontology annotation, molecular function: UDP-glycosyltransferase activity. Lineage: Eukaryota; Viridiplantae; Streptophyta; Magnoliopsida; Brassicales; Cleomaceae. The transcript is spliced from 2 exons. The coding region runs from base 63 to 1517 and encodes 484 amino acids. The record is from RefSeq and is a predicted model, not a curated record.